UAUAUGUGUUGAACAGUAAUGCAAGAGCCACAUUGUCAUAUUGCAAGAAUGCUGCUGAAGCUACUGCACUUUCUGAAAUACACUUCAUCGACAUAAAGCCUGAAACUGUAAAAAUAAUUCAGGAGGCUUUCCCAAGCUAAAGGGACAGAAGGGAAACCAGUGGAAAUCACUAGGGGAGCAGAUUCAGAAAGUUUUGGAGCUACCAGUCUUAAAACAACAGAGGGUUUGGAGCUAACCAGUCUUAAAACAACAGAAGGUUUUGGAGCUACCAGUCUUAAAACCACAGAAGGUUUUGGAGCUACCAGUCUUAAAACAACAGUAAGCAAAGGUUCACAAAAGUUACCAGUGCCACUUGCAUAUGAAGAAGGUUGGAAACAUAAUGUUUUUUGCUUCCUUGAGUCAGAAAAGCUUGAGUCAGAAAAGCUAAACAUUUUCUUUCUAAAAGACAUUUUUUCUGUGAAAGCUAAUGGAAUAGUUGUAUCAGUAAAUGAAAAAGGGAAGUGUGGUGCUAUUGGAGAAGCACUUCAAAACAAAAUACCAAAGUCUUACUUACCUAAUUUCAAAAGUGAAUUGGAAAGAAAAAUGAAUAAAAGUACCAAGACAGGAGAUGUUAUAGUAAAUGGUGGAUACAGUUGUGGUUAUCAAGCAGUACUUCUUGUUAUAUAUCCAUAUAAAGCUAGACGUAAACCACAAGAUGAAAGACAAGCUGAUCUGGAAAGGGCUUAUAAAAAUGUAUUGUUGGUAGCUGCUAGAGAUAAACAGAUACAUACAGUUGUUACAACAUUGUUUGGAAUAGAAUCAAACAAUGAUGAUGAGAUCAAAUUUGCUGCAAAUUGUUUCCUGAAGAGCUACCUAGAAUAUUGUAAGCAAAAACUGAUAGAAAAGGACUCAUUUCAAAAGGAAGUGACAAUUGUUUGCCAGACAGAGCAUGCUCAUAGCCUUGUAUGUGAAGUUUUUAUGAAGUAUGUACAAGACCAAAAAGACAAGGAAAUGGAAAAGACAAGUGUCUCAGGAAACCCUCAGGAUGAUACAAAAGCAUCCGCUGGUGAGUUAGAAGAUUGUGUCAUAUGUCUUGAUGGAAUCAAGGAACCAAAGCGUCUAGAUUGUGGCCAUACCUUUUGUGAAGAAUGCAUAGAGCAACAUUUUAAGUUUGCUCAGAAAUGUCCAACAUGUGGACAUGUCUGUGGAAAAAUAACAGGAGAUCAGCCAGAUGGUACAAUAGAUGUUUAUGUGAAUCGUUUCCCACGCCUUACAGGAUAUAAUUCAUAUGAAACCAUUGUCAUUACAUACACCUUCCAAGAUGGUAAACAAAGGGAAGAUCAUCCUAAUCCAGGCAAAUGGUACAAAGGUAUACAAAGGCGAGCAUACCUACCUAAUAACAAAGAAGGUAGAAAGAUUGCUAAAAUGCUGAAAGUGGCAUUUGAAAGAAAGCUUGUGUUUACCAUUGGUAGCUCUAGAACUACAGGCCAGGAAGGUGUUAUCACAUGGAAUGACAUUCACCAUAAGACGGAUUCUAGACCUCAUACACAGUUUGGAUAUCCAGAUCCGACUUAUCUGGAACGAGUUAAGGAUGAACUGGCAGCAAAAGGAGUGACAGAAAAUGACAUUACGGAUGUAACACUGUAACAUUGUAAAAAAAGUAAAGAGAACUAUAAAAAAUCAAGUUUUAGAAUGAAUAUUGAUGUGAAACAUCAAAACAGCAUUUUAGUAUGUGUUUGCUGCAUUGUGUAUGUGUUUAUCAGUGUUACAAAGUUUUGAUAUAUAAUCUUCUUGUAAAGCUAUAGUGUAAAAUAAUUCUUACUUUGAUAUCAUUUUUAGCGUUCACUCUUUGUAUUCAAUCAAUAAACAGAAUUCAAUUAAUAUACAAAAUCCAUAUUUACUGUCAUAGCAAAUCCAUUUUCAUUGUUUCAGUCAUUAUUAACAAGAUUUUUCUAGAUUUUUUUUUCUUUUUAAUUAAACUGUUACUUACUUACUGAUGCAAGCAUAAGGCAUUUCUGAUCAUUAAUCACCAUCAUUAAUCAAAUAAAAUGUUCCAAAAUAUGGGAAAAAAACAACAAAGAAAAAUGAAACAAAAAAAGGUAACUGUAAAAGGUAAAGAUGAGGAUUGUUAAUCCAUGCAUGUGGAUGUUUUUGAUAACAAAUUUUAUGUACAUAUUUUUGAAGUUAUUGAAAUUUAGACUUUUAAAUUUCAGGUAAACUACUGAUUAGAAUGCCUAGACAUUCAUCAUAUUUUAAUUUUCUAAUAGAACUGAGUAGUUGGUACCAAGUUUGACUUACAUGGCUUGAACAAAGUUAUUGCUUACUAACUGGUACUCAGUAUUGAUGAAUGAUUGGUACCAAAUUGUAGCAAGUGUUUGGUACGAAAUAUUGGUAGUACCAAUUUUUACUGAUUGACUGAUACUAAUUAUUAUCAUUAUAUAAUUGGAACCUAUUUUGAUGUAAUUGAUGCAAAAAUAAAUGAAUAAUGACUACAAUAAGUUACAGGUACAAAUGAUUGCUGAGUUAAUUGGUAUGAGGAAUAGUUUUGUGAUUGGUAAAGUUAAUUAUGUUCAUUAUAAAUCAAUUUUGUAUAUUAUUUAGAUUUUAUAGGUAAAAACUCUUGGGUGCAAUGUUAUUCUAUUUAUCAACUUGUCCAUGCAUUUUUAUCAACCAGGUCAUAUGAAGGACCUUGCAUGAGUCUUUGUUUCAUGAGACUGAUGUUUUAGAGGGAUUUUUUUCUUUCUCUCUCAUUUGUAAUGAGAAUUUAAGAUUUUGUGCUGUGUUGCUUUGUUUAAAUAAUAAUCAUUUUCACAAGAAAGGUAGUAAUCAGUCGUUAAUUCCAUAUUCUAUGCAUGUUACUUAGCACUAGUAAUAAGUUUUAUUUUGUUUGUAUGUGUUUUUGUUGUUGUGUUUUUAGCUCGACUAUUCACAGAAUAAUCAAGCUUAAAUGCAGUCACCCAUUUGUCGGCGUCCCUGUGGUUAAGUUUUUGCGUGUAAGCUGGUAUCUCAAUAACAGCUGAAGGGAAUGGAUUGAAACUUCACACACUUGUUCUCUGUGAUUAUCUAACAUGAUUGGCACAAGUCCCAUAACUCUGAUUUGCUUUUUUGCAUAAUAAUGCCCCUUUUUCGACUAAGAAAUUCUUGUUUAAGUUUUUGCGUGCAAGCUGGUAUCUCCAUAACUACUGAAGGGAAUGGAUUGAAACCUCACACACUUGUUCUCUGUGAUUAUCUAACAUAAUUGGCACAAGUCCCAUAACUCUGAUUUCUUUUUUUUUUUUGCAUAAUUAUGCCCCUUUUUCAACUUAAAAAUUCUUGAUUAAGUUUUUGCUUGUAAGCUGGUAUCUUCAUAACUACUGAAGGGUUUGUGCAUUUUUUUGGAACAAUUUUAUGCAUUCAUAAUAAUAUAGCAGUGAUUACUCGAUAACAAGCCUUUGUACCUUUUCGGACAAUUUUAUGUAUUCAUAUAAGUAUUAUUAUACUCAAUGAAACACACUUGUGACAACUUUUCAAAUAGUCGAGCGUUACUGUCAUCCGACAGUUCUUGUUUGUUAAUGUUUUUUUGUUGUUGUCCUUUUUUUAAACUGAAACAUAAUGACAUAAAUUAUACAUGUAUGGCAAAGUAGUUAACCAGUCAGACCAAUAAUGUUAAUGUUGUUGGUCUUCUAGGUAAUGAACCCCAUCAACCCCAUUGCUUAGUACUGAUUGAUCCUGGCAAGGAAUUAAGGAGUUUAGCUUCUGACAGAAUUGAACUAAAAUCAUUUUUGUGCAUUUUCGAUACAUGUGUAAUAUUUUCAUUUUUUUAUGAAUUCCUUGGUGAAGGUAUAUUGAGGGAGAAGAUUUAAUGUUUUGAGAUUUAUUAUUUAAAAGAAUUGUACUGUUCAUAAUUGGACUGACAUAAAAAUUGACAGUCUUCAUAUUGUUGUCAAUCUUCAUGAUAGAAAUAGUUCAGAGAUUUGCUUUUAUGGUGGCUUAAUGUACAUGUAAUGCAUUGUAAAUUGUUACUUACAAUUUCUUUUAACUGAGUAUCCCCUACAAAAAUUUGUGAUUAACUUAAACUUCCAAGGAAAGAUCAUUGUACCUCAGAAUCUGUAUAUGAACGGUUCCAGUUUUGUGUAUGAUUACUUUACAAGAUACAUCUGAGUUUUAAAAAAUUAAUUAUGGUGGAUAUUGAAUGGCUGUAGGUUUAAUUAUCUGCACGAAUAUAAUAUUCUGUUAAUCACAUAUUCAAAGUAAGAAAGGUUAACAGUUAAAAAGAGUCAUUUUCAUUGAUUGGCCUGUAGCGUAAUGUUUAUAUUAGAAUGCUUUAAGACCAUGUUUGUAUAAAACGUAAAUUACAUCAUGUCAAAGUGUUAUUACACUAGUGUGAUAUCGUUUUUAUUACAUGACUUUAUUACACUACUGCACCUUGGUUUAUGUAAUUAAACAUAUGGGCUGUGAAGAUAUUUAAUUAUUGAGGAGAGUAAUUUUUCUUAUAUGUACAUAUAUCUUUGUAUAUACAUAUGCUUUGCUUAAAAGGAAUGUUUUAUAGUAACUAUUUGUGUAUUUUUCGUGGUGAGAGAUAUUUGUCCAUGAUAAAUGUUUAAUCAUAGUGAUUUUUUAUGAAUUAUAUAUCAAUAUUGUUAUGUUCAUUAAUGUUAUUAAUUUUAUAUGUAAACUCUAAUAAUUUUAACAGUGAUUAUCUUGCAAUAAAAAUGUCUUGGAAGAAAUUUAUAAAUAUAAACUAUAAAGCUUGCAUGACAAGAACAAAAGGGUAAAUACCAUUUCACAAACAUAAGUGUGGAAAUAAACCAUAUUUCUUACCUUGAAAUAUAAAAUUUUGAAACUGCUAAGCAUUGAUUCUCCACUAAACAUUCAAAUUAGGCUGUAAGUAAAAGUGAAUAAUUGACAUUUGCGAAUAGUUACCCAGACACCUUUUUUAGUUGGUACAACUCAUGUAUAACAUUGAACACAUACUGGUUCUUUUAACAUUUCACCAAAAAACUUGUUAUAUUUCCUGAAAUUAAGUUACCAAGAAUUCGAGAUUUGUACAAAAACAGAUACGUUACCAUUUUUCCAAUUGCUUUCAGAGACUAGAUAGAAAUAAUUAGCACGAAUAUACACAAUUUAUAAAUUUAUUAUCACUCUUUCAGCAUUAUAGCACCAGUAUAUAUUACAAAAUAUUAUGCAUUAAUAUGCAUUUUUAAAAAAAUCUACGUCUAAGAAUAGCUUGUGAACUUAAGCUGAUGAAAAUGUUACUUAUUAAUCAGACUUGUUUAUUCCAAAUACAUGAGUUACUUAUAAAAGCAUUUUAGGCCAAUAAAAAUACUGAUGUUCUAUGCUUAUCUAUUGACACAAUGUAGCUCGGAUUUACUUAACAGUAUAAAUUUAUUCCGCUAAGUGGAAAUAAAUAUUAAAUCAUAGUAACGUAUCUGUUUCACAGUUCUUCUAUGAACAAAAUAAUGAAAAACCCUGAACACAAAGAUAGAUAUCCAUAAAGUUUUUUAAACAACUGACCAAUGAAUAAUAUGUCUGAACCAGUACUUUUAAUAUUAAACAGAACACACAAUAUCAUUUACAGUUUUUUUUAGGUUUUAUUGUUUUAUGUGUAGCUUCAAAUAGUCAAAUAACAUUGUGACUUUAAGAAACAGAUUGAACUUAACAAGAACAUUUGAAUAAAGACACUCAUCUAUUAGAAUGUGUAGCAGCUAGAUUAAUGUGAGUGUUUCUGACAUAGACUAGUGUGAAUUGACAUUCUGAUGCUUUUUGGUUCAUCUGCUGUUCAAUUGUCUUUAUUUUUUCUGUUUUCUUUUUCUUUAUAUACUGGUACAAUUACGAUCCUUGAUUUUGUCAUACUUCGUGAUAUGAGUAAGCCUACAUGUAUAUGCUUAUCUACAUUUAACAAAAUUAUAUCAGAAACAAUGGUACCGCUUAAAGAAAACCAACUUAGUAUUAUAAUCAAUCCAUAUAUAUGUGCACCUCCAAGGUUUUGAGCUAUAUCCAAUUAGUCCAUCCCUACCAUAGACAGAAAAUCUUGAUACGACCCUGACUAAAAUUUAGAAACUAACGGGCAUUCAUUUAAAAAUACUUUAAUAUGUUUUUUUUUUCAUAAAGUUACAGGGCUGUUAUAUAUUGCCUAACCAUAUAUUACUUAUUUAAACCAAAGUUUUGUUGAAGAUUUAGUUAUAUAUAUUAAACAGUACUCAAAUCUCAUUCGAAACAGAUACGUUACUAUGAUUAACAGAUACGUUACCAGAAGUUAUACAGUCCUCUACAUUUUAUUUUUAAUCCAAAUUUUGCAAACCAAAAAGAUAUCAACAUAUAUUUAUUCCAGGAAAUAAAACAGUAAAUCUUUAAAUGUUUCUUUCCUGUUUUUCAACAGUUUAUUUUCUAGAAAAUUCAACUAAUCCUUGAAUUUCAAAUUCCUGAUUCACAUUUUUAGUUUUCCAAUAAAAUUGAGAUCAAAGCAUCAUUUAUUGGCUACACGUACGUUAUGCUGUGAUUUUUUACAUGAAACCAUUUCCAAAUUGAGCAAAAUCGUCAAUUAAGAUUCAAACAAUAAAUAUUGGUAACGUAUCUGUUGGUAACGUAUCUGUUGGUCAAAAAACUAAAAUAUAUCAGAUAUACACACAUGUUUGCCAAAUAUAUUGAAAUAUUAAGUUUUGUGAAGCAUAUAUUUGAAUAAUGCAUAAAUGCGAUCCUACUUUUAAGUACUGGUAAUAGUAAAUGUUUCUCAGUGGGAUAUCAUGGUAACGUGAGGGACAUGCAUUUCAGCUGGUAACUUUUUUUAAAAUUCACUGUAGAAAACAAUAAAAAUCGCUCACUUAGACAUUUAAACUAAAACUUAAUACUAAAGCAGUUUUUCUUCAACACAUGUUUCAGGUGAAAAUAUGUAAAACCAACAGUAAUAUGGGACCCAAGCCUGGGGACAUUACAUAAAGGGUUUAUAAUACAGCACCUUUGCAUAAUAAUAUUUUCGUAUAAAUCCAACAGACUAAGUCAUUAAUUUGAAUGCUAUACAUACUUGACUAUGUAAUGAAGCAAUGGAAUGCCCAAAAUGUAUUUUUCAACUGCAGUGCAACAAAAUAUACUCGAGGGACAGAAUAUUUUCUUAUUUGCACGUUUAGUGGAGAAUCAAUGUAAAGUGAAAGUACUUUUUUUGGUUUGAAUAUGUCAGUUUCUAAGGGAGACUACUAUGAUUGCAUAAUAUAAUUAUCAAAAUUUAGCCUGGCAGUCACUCUAAUACGAUGAUUCAUUAUUAUGUUUAAUUGAAUUUAUGUGCUUGAAAAAAUGAUGAUUGUUAUUACUGAGAAUUUAAAGGCACAUUGUGCCUCAGAAACGACUAAUUUUUUCCUGCAUUAGAAAUGCCAAACAGGAGUUUUAUGAAAUUGAAAUAAUGGUUUUUGAGCAUAAAUGCACUGAAUUUAAAAUGAUGUGUCGUAAAAGUAGCAAAGUUUAUACAAAGUAGUAUUUUGACUUCCAUACAAAAUACUACAUACUAACUUCACUUAUUGCUUACUAGCAACUUGUGCAAAAGAUGAUUAUGGCAAUUUGCCAUUUGGAAACUUUAGCAGGACAACAGAAAUAAAAAUCUUUAAAGAAACAAAAAAAAAAACAUAUCUGGGGUGUAAUGGGUCUGUAAGAUAGAAUUCCUUUUGUCUCAGAAGUUGAAAACAUUAUUGAUUUUGAAUUAAUUUUAUUGACUUAUUAGAAACAUUAUUUUGUUUAACAUUUGCAUUUGUAUUUUUGUAUGUAUAAUACGCAUCAAUUGAUGUUAAUGUAAUCAAGGAAACAAAUUAUUAUCUUCUUUACUUUCUUAGAAUGUUAUGAUUUAUCAUACACAUUUUAUUCCUCAAGAAUUUCACAGACUGUAUUUGAUAAAGCAGUUGAUAUGUUCUAAGCUCUCUAAAAUAUGACUACUUUUGAUCUUCUAACAUGUCAUAAUUUUUUUUUAUUUAUUUUUUUUUUUUUGCUAAAAUGUCAUAUUGUCACCUUAGUGCAGUAAUGGAUUAACUCCUAUCAAAUUAUAAAGGAGUUAACCUGUUACUGCACUAAGGUGAUUAUAUAAGAACAAUAACUGUAUAAAUACCUAGUGAUGUAUUUUCAGGAUGAAAUAUUCUUAUUGGCCAAUAAUCAGCAGGGCUUUUAUAAUAUAAAAAUGUUACAUGCUCUGAAAAGUAGGUUAUUGACAUACAUCUUAUAACAUUAAUUUAUUAAUAUUACAUGUAUAUCAUCAAAGUACAAUGUAAUAUGAAAAUAUGAUACUAUAUGCAAUAUAUAUAUGUGAAUGCUAAUUAUUUGCUUUUUGCUCAUUUUGGCACAUUGUAAUGUUUUUACUAUGUAACAUUGUGUUUGUUACAAGCUAGCACAAAUAUCAUUAACUUUUGGAGUUUCCAUUUAACAAUUACCCAAGAACUAGAUAUGACCAUCUGUAAUGACAGUCGGUGUUUGAAUCUUUUUAAUGCAUUAUAAAUCUACAUAUGAAUCAUAUUUCAGAAGGAAAUUACGAAAGCUUAUAUUUUUAUUUAGCAUUAUUUUUUCUUUUAAGUAGUUUUGAAUUUACAACUUCAUUCAUAACAGCAAAAUGAAGUCGUUCUAAGAUCGCAAUUCAUUCAAGCAGACAUCAUUUAAGGCACGCGACUUGUCUUAGUAAUAACACAGUGAUAUUUAGCUAGCAUGUAAACAGUAGAUUAUCCUAUCUGAUAUGCAAGAAAAAGCUCAGAUCAAUUAUCCUUAUGUAAUACUGCACAAAAAUUACUGAAGGAGUUCUGAUCCAUUGAACAAAAUCAUAGCUGGAGAACAGAUUUAAGUUCUAAAUGACUUCUGCUCUUGAAUUGGUUUUGAUAAAAAUGUACUGAAAAGACCCUAGCAUGGUUCUAUAAUAAUAAGUUUGACCCCCAGAGUACAAUAUAACCAUAAAUUUUAAAACAGGUGGAAAAAAAAUCAAUUUAAGUAAAAAAAUGAUUAAAAUUAUUACAUUGUUCAAAGUUAGAUUAAGCUACUGAAGUUUUGCUGUACAAGAGAAUAUAUUUUCUUUAGCAGUGUUACUUUUAUGUGAUUUGGGCUUUCAUAGUUGUUUUUUUUUUCACCAAAUCUUGUUAUUGCCAUUAUAUUUAAGAUAUUCAUGUAACAGUUACAGUUAUCAGCUAUCUAUCAAGUAAUAUGAAAAAUUGUUGAUGUACUUUUCUAUUGCCACCUUUAUUACUUUAAGGUCUUUAUAAUUCUCCUUUCUAAUAAAGGUUUUUUCUAUGUGAACAUUUUGAUUUACUAUGUUCUUAGUAUGAAACCCUUUAUAUUGAUAAAUAAUAAAAUAUCAUAGCUUAAUACUAAAUAUUCUUUUAUUGGGUAUUCAAUCAUUUUUUGUCUCAUACCUUGCAUAAUAUAGUUAGGAAACUACCCGCCUAUAUGACUGAAAUACUGUUGGGAAAAGGCGUAAAAUGAAACAAACAAACAAACAGCAUAAUAUUUCCAUUAAACUAAACUGAUAUGAAUUUUAGAAUAAUAACCUUUUGAUUUUUUAAAGCUGCUGUGGGCAAUUUACAAGCUUUUUUUCUUCUCAGAAAAUUUCACUUGUUCUGUAGCUCAAAAAAUAAAUUUUACUUUUUGUUUCUUUUUUUUCUGCAUAACUGUUUCAUAACGGCUAAAAUUAUAAUUACAUACAAUUUUCAAAACAUUAGAUGUAUAGUCAAUAGAUGUAUAGUCAAUGUACCAGAUUAAUUGAAGAUAUUUGUUAAUCAUAUAAUGAUUUUAAUUACCUGAAGAAAUAAUAAAAUAAAAUUUUAAUUUAUAUCAGUAAUUCACCCAACAGCAUAAAAUGAAAUGAAUUCCUUCUCAGAAUGUCUGUAAUAUUUUAUGAGAAAAGAGACUUUAUCGAUAAACUUUUCAUAUUUAUUUGAUUUUUUUUUAUUGAUAUACAUGUAUAUGGUGUGUAACUGAUUAGUUUAGGAAUUUGAUAAAAGGGGAUUUUUAUUCUGUAAACUUUAAUUUUCCUUUAGAAAUAUUGAAGUGCUUUUAUGAUGAAAGUCUUUUUUCUAAGACUGAAACUCUACUGUAUAGCUUAAAAUUUGUUAUUCAUUCUCACCAUGUGAUUCUUUUGAUUUAUUUUGAUGAUUACUGGUUUAAAGCAGCAUGCCUCCAAAUUCAAAUUGAUUUUCAUGAAAUGAAAAUGUAUUGAAAAUUUGAAUAUUGUGAAGUGAACAAAGAAAGUAAUAACUAUAUUGUGAUUAUGAUACAUAAAUAACAAAAACAGAGGUGUACUUAUGCAAAAAUUGCCCUUACUGCAUUAGACACACAGUUGAUAGUAACACAGUAGAAAUAUGGUGAUUUAUACUGUAAAAUCAGUCUUUAAUUGAAUCUUAAAUUAUUUUACUAUUCUUAAAAUAGUGGCAUAUUAUUCUCAAGUUUUAUUUUCUUGAAAUAUGUUUCGCUCAUCUGGAGGCAUGCAGCUUUAAAAAAGCAAAUAUGAUUUGUCAGAUUUGUAUCAUCCAUGUUAACCCCCAUUUGACUUACUAGUACUAAUAUUAUUUAAUAUUUGUUAUGUGCACAUUUGCUUUUUUGUUUAGAUAGCCUUUCAGAUUUUAACACCAAAAAAGGUGGGUUAUUUUU
Messenger RNA from Ruditapes philippinarum (Manila clam), 10560 nucleotides. Its product is annotated as E3 ubiquitin-protein ligase DTX3L-like. Lineage: Eukaryota; Metazoa; Mollusca; Bivalvia; Venerida; Veneridae. The record is from RefSeq and is a predicted model, not a curated record. Bases 583 to 1626 code for a protein of 347 amino acids. Gene Ontology annotation, biological process: protein ubiquitination; Notch signaling pathway. The transcript has 6 exons.